This is a messenger RNA of Strongyloides ratti, 2247 nucleotides long. RefSeq names its product Armadillo-type fold domain and Telomere length regulation protein, conserved domain-containing protein. The transcript has 2 exons. Gene Ontology annotation, biological process: protein stabilization; telomere maintenance via telomerase. Gene Ontology annotation, molecular function: Hsp90 protein binding; telomeric repeat DNA binding. Gene Ontology annotation, cellular component: cytosol. NCBI's taxonomy places the organism in Eukaryota, Metazoa, Nematoda, Chromadorea, Rhabditida, Strongyloididae. The record is from RefSeq and is a predicted model, not a curated record. Bases 1 to 2247 code for a protein of 748 amino acids.
AUGGAAUCAUUGUUAAAGGAAACUGAAGAAAUUAAAUCAAGACAAAAGUUAAUUGAUAUUUUGAAAAGAUCACAGAAAAUAUUACCAGAUGCUUCACCAUUUUCUGUUACUCUUUUUUAUACAGAAUUAAUUAUAAAUUCAUUUGUUCCAUCAGUUAGGUCAUUUCUAACCUCUAAUGAAAUUGACAAUCUUUUAUACCCUACAUUUUUACUUCGCCCAAAGGAGGCCAUCGAAGUUAUCUCUCUUACAUUGGGAAAUUUUACUGAAGAAACACAUAAUACUUAUUUUAAAUUUGAAAAUAUUGCACAAAUUUUGAGAUUAACAAUUGAUUCAGAAAAAAAUUUAUUUAAUAUAUUUCAAGGUAUUUCAAAUGAUUCAGAAGUUAAAUUAUUUAUUGAUAUUUUAUUAAAUAUUCGUAUCAAAAUAUGUAAUUUAAGAGGUAUCUUCAAAAAACAUGGUAUAAUUAAUGAAUUAUUAAAUGAUUUGGAAAUUUGUUAUGGAAAUGUUCCAUUUAUUUUGUUAAAAACAAAUAUGUCUCAUUUUAUUUUAUAUUUUUGUUAUAAAAUUAGUCAAUUCAAUGAAAACUUAUGUUAUAAUAUUGUCAAAAAAUUAUUUGAACAUACGGAAGUGAAUGAUAUCUUUAAAAAUUAUCGUGUACUACACAGUAAACAAUACCAAUAUUUAUUUAUUGUUUUAUUAAAAUCUUCUUUUACUGUAUCAGAAUUGAUAUCUAUAUACAAAAAUAAGAAUAUUGGAAUAAGGGAAGCUGCAUCGUCAAUAGUCACAGAAUUAAUGAUGGAUAUUUCUAAUUCAAAUGGAGUCAAAAUUUUUAAUAAAUUUGUUUUUGUAAUAUCUGAAUGUUUAUCUUCACAGGAAUAUUUAGAUAUAGUAAAGUCUAUUUUAGAAAAAUUUGAAAAUCAAUUAGAUAUGCCAGAUUUUGUGAGUGUUGCACAGUUAUUAAAUAUUGCAGCUGCUUUAAAAAUUAUGAUAAGAAAAGUUAAUGAUAGUGAAAAAGAAGAUCUUAAGGAACAUAUUCAAAAAUUUAUUAUGUGCAGUUGGAAUUCGAUGCUUAGUGCAGAUGAAAGUAGAAAACAAAUUACAUUUCAUUUUAUUGCAUGGUUUAUUGAAGAAAUUAAAUAUCAUGAAGAUAAGUACAAGAAUAUCAAAGAUUGGGAAGAUGAAAAUUUAGUCAAAAGUUGGGAAUUGCUAUUUCUUGAAAAAAUCUUUGAUAAUGUUGAUGUUAAUGAACAGGAGACAUCUAAUACUAUAGAGAACACAACAAUUGAGAUUAAAAAUUUUAGUAUUGAUGAUUCAUCAACAUGUCUUGAUAGUGACGAUGAUGAUUUGCCUUCAUUUUUAAAAACAUCAAAUAAGAAAUCAUAUAAAAAGGAUUUAGAUAGUGAUGAUGAAACAGAAGAAAUUUACAAAGAAUUUCAUUAUAUUUCUGAUUGUAUAAAUGAAAUUUCUGACACAGAAGAUCGGUUAACAUUUAUUGGAGGAGUACAAUGUUUAGAUUCACUACUUAAGAAAAAAGCUUUAGGAUAUAAAGAUUUUGCACCAAUAAUAUUAAAAAUGUUUCUUCAUAUACAAAAUAAAUUUUAUUUUGAAGAUUUCGAGAAAUAUCGUGAAAGUAUUCUUGUUUCUGUAUUAACUUUUAAUCCACACUUAAUAAUUCCAUUUAUAAAAUCAUUUGUAAAUGAAGUAACGUCAUCUUUUGAAAGAUUACUAUCUCUGGAUGUUUUAAAUUUAACAGCUUCAAAAUUAAAAAAAGUUAAUCCAAAAGUUUUUCACCAAAAGAUAAGUGAAAUUAUUUCUACUUUACUUUGUGUUUUUUAUGGAAACUCUUUGAUAAUGAAUGACUUGGAAGGCAAUCAAUCUAUAAUUACAAAAAUUUUACUAACAAUUGGUGAUUUAGUAAUUAUAGCGGAAAAUACACCACAAAUUGUAUCAAUUGUCUCGAAAGUCUUCAGAAUAUUAAAAAUAAUACGUACUUACAAUAAGCAAACAUUUAAUACACCUUGUAUAUCAGUAUACAUUGCAAUAACUAAAUCAUGUAAUUCUUCUGUUCUAAAAGAUUCAUUAGAGGGAGAGUUAAAAGAAGUACUGAUGUGGGUCACUAAUAUGAUUAGUAAUGUUAAUUCUCUAAUGAAUGAUGAAAAAUUUAUGUCAAGUGAAGAUAAAUUUACCCAAAGAGAUUAUGCAUAUCAUUUAAUAAAAAAUAUUCAAUCAAUUUUAAAUAACAAAUAA